Messenger RNA from Eucalyptus grandis, 1784 nucleotides. RefSeq lists its product as uncharacterized. The record is from RefSeq and is a predicted model, not a curated record. Lineage: Eukaryota; Viridiplantae; Streptophyta; Magnoliopsida; Myrtales; Myrtaceae.
CUGAAAGAGCCGCAGAACGGCCCGACCGUCGGGUCUGCUCGAGUUCAGGCCCGGUUUAGCCGGUCCGGUUCGCCAAUUCCAACUCGCUUCUCCUUCUCCUUCGUUGCGAGAGCGAAACGCGAUGCGCGCGAGGUAAGACGGAGGUGGAGGAGGCGGAAACGGCGAGACCGCGCCGCCCAGCUCGGCCCCGCUCGGCUCGGCUCGGCUCAGCCGCUUUCGGACGCCCGGCUCUCCGGCGGGGACCGUCGCAUGGAUCCGAUCGCGUCGUUCGUCGAAUCGCUCAAGGGGGCGGCCAAAUCCGGCCAGGAGUUCGUCGCCGGCGUCCUCGACCGCCGUGACGGCUCCGGUCGCCGCCGUCCGAUUGAAAUCUUAAAGCGGUUGCAGAGGGAAGCAUUCUCAGAUAUUAUGAAACUGAGGGACAGGCAAGACAAAGUUGAGCGCGUCCUGUCUUUUUAUAAGGUUUCCAAGGACAGUCCUUUCCAGGAAGCUAGUACCCAUGUGAGGGGGGAGGUUGAUGUGUUGGGAGGUCUUCUGAGGAUUAAUAACGUUGAUCAGCAGGAUUAUGGUGCUUUCCCAGGAGCCGGAAUUCGAACUGGAAUUGACACGAAAUUCACUUUCGAAACAACCCUUCGCGAGAAAGAUGUGCUUGUGGCACAGUUUGUUGCUGGUCAAAGGGGCGGAGAACAUGUGAAUGGUUUUCCAGAAAGCCCACCACUUUCCCUAGCAAAAGUGUUCUACAGGGCAUCUCUCAGUGAUUGGUUUUCUGUGAUGGCAGUCCCAGUUGGAGCUCAAUGCAGAGAUGUUGGUGUCAUUUCAAGUUGUUUUCAUCAGGGAAAGGGUCUCACUGAAUAUCCGUGUUCUGGACCUCCCCUGAUAAAUCAUCACAGUGGCAGUGCCAUCGGACUAACCGUAAGAAAAUCAAAUAUCACUGCUUCGCUUGGUCAAUGUGUUUCUGGAUUGCGGAGGCAUAUCGGUUCUCACGGAAUUGAGCAGUUGUUUAGUACUUUCGGUCAAGUUGUGUGUCAAAUUCCAGGAAAAACAAAACUCUCUCUUUUGGGUCUUCAUGAAUUUCAUAGGCUAUCAAAUCAACAUCUUUCUUGUGGACCCCUUUCAGUUCCUAUAAGUUUACUGAAGCAAGACAGGGAUCGGACCUCAUUUGGAGAAUUUUCCAGUCAAACCAUUAGGAGAGAGCACAGAAGGUUACACCCCAUCUGGAUUGUCGCUGUGAUGCUGGAGUCAGAGCUGGACGAGGAUAUAAGACUAGGAGCUUGGAUGGAGAUGAAAAGGUCAAGUCCCAAACAAGUAGAAUGGGCUGUCAGCUUGUCUAAUGAUUGCAAUGAAGAACUUGGCUGGGGUCUGAGUCUCAGUGGGAUGUCUGAAGGUCAGUCUAGAUGGAAUCGGUUUCAGGCCGAAAGUUAUAUUAAUUUCAACAUAGGCAAGAAAUUCAACCUGCGCCCUGGUGUUGUACAUGUAACGGAUGGGAAGGCCGGAUUAACAGCUUUUAUGGUACGGUCUAACUGGUCCUUUUAAUUUCUGACACGGUCAAGUUCCAAUUCUUUUUGAGGUAGGGUGUUAGCAUUCUUCAGUUAUGUUGGUGGCAGAUUACUUUCUUUUCUUUAUAACAUGUAAUCACUUAGAUUGUGACCAUAUGAUAGCGGAUUGGUAUGUUUGAGAAAAGGGUAGGAACCUUGGAAAGCUGUCUAGUUCUGAUGCUCUGUCAGAACUUGCCAGCCGGAAUGCUGCAGAACAGCUCGUCUUUGCGGUGAAAUGAGAAGGCCAUUGAA